CACUUAGAUUGACCUACUCAGGAGAGGAAUUGACAGGUUUCUCAGAUUACUUACAUGGCUUGGAGUUAAAAAAUGCAUCUUCGUGCUUUACUUAAAUGGAUUUGUAGCUAGGUUUUCAGUUUCUUUGCCUCUUGAACUUGUAUUACUGUAUUUUUAAAGUGAUUAAUAUAUCUGAGUGGGGAAAUGGAACUAAAGCUAUCCUCAGGUUUAUAGAGGAUAUGGGGGUGAUUGUUAGUCUUUCGGACUCUGUGAACAAGCAUUGUUUAUUCAUGAAUAAGAUGUUGAUUUGUGAGGUUUUUGUUUUUUUGUUUUUUGUUUUUUUUGUUUUUUGACAGCAAUUAACUGUUUUCUGGAAAUAGGGAACUGAUGUGCUUUAGGGAUGCAUUUACAUUAUCACUUAACAUCCUGAAGUAACCAGAAGAUAGUUUGCAGUAUAUAGAGUGGUAUGACAGCCACUUUAAAGUGCUUUUAAAAUAUUUAAGUGACCAAAGACUUGACCACUCAAAGUCCAGCUCCCUGUAACUGCUAGACAUGGACACCGGUGUGAUUGAAGGUGGAUUAAAUGUCACUCUCACCAUCAGGCUACUUAUGCACGGAAAGGAAGUUGGCAGUAUCAUCGGAAAGAAAGGAGAAUCUGUUAAGAAGAUGCGCGAGGAGAGUGGUGCACGUAUCAACAUCUCAGAAGGGAAUUGUCCUGAGAGAAUUAUAACUUUGGCUGGACCGACUAAUGCCAUCUUCAAAGCCUUUGCUAUGAUCAUUGACAAACUGGAAGAGGACAUAAGCAGCUCUAUGACCAAUAGCACAGCUGCCAGUAGACCCCCGGUUACCUUACGGCUGGUGGUUCCUGCUAGUCAGUGUGGCUCUCUUAUUGGAAAAGGUGGUUGCAAGAUCAAGGAAAUAAGAGAGAGUACAGGGGCUCAGGUCCAGGUGGCAGGGGAUAUGCUCCCCAACUCAACUGAGCGAGCAAUCACUAUUGCUGGCAUUCCGCAGUCCAUCAUUGAGUGUGUCAAACAGAUCUGCGUGGUCAUGUUGGAGACUCUCUCCCAGUCCCCCCCGAAGGGCGUGACCAUCCCGUACCGGCCCAAGCCCUCCAGUUCUCCAGUCAUCUUUGCAGGUGGUCAGGACAGGUACAGCACAGGCAGCGACAGUGCGAGCUUUCCCCACACCACCCCGUCCAUGUGCCUCAACCCUGACCUGGAGGGACCACCUCUAGAGGCCUAUACCAUUCAAGGACAGUAUGCCAUUCCACAGCCAGAUUUGACCAAGCUGCACCAGUUGGCAAUGCAACAGUCUCAUUUUCCCAUGACCCAUGGCAACACCGGAUUCAGUGGCAUUGAAUCCAGCUCUCCAGAGGUGAAAGGCUAUUGGGCAGGUUUGGAUGCAUCUGCUCAAACUACUUCUCAUGAACUCACCAUUCCAAAUGAUUUGAUUGGCUGCAUAAUUGGGCGUCAGGGCGCCAAAAUCAAUGAGAUCCGUCAGAUGUCUGGGGCGCAGAUCAAAAUUGCAAACCCAGUGGAAGGAUCUACUGAUCGGCAGGUUACCAUCACUGGAUCUGCUGCCAGCAUUAGUCUGGCUCAGUAUCUAAUCAAUGUCAGUUUAGAAAACGCUAAACCCUCCUCCCAGGCAGCCUCCGUCACGAUCCCUGAUCACCUCAGCAUCAACCUCUCUCAACCCUCCACCCCUUCUUCUUCUUCUUCCUCCUCCACCACCACCCCCUCGCUCGCCACAGCGGGGACUUCCGACGCACCCUCCAGCCUCCCCAACCCUCUUCCGACCGCCCCUUGUGUCUCCAGUCUGCUUGGCAUGAAACCCAUCCCUCUCCUGGCUCUAAAUGUUGUGUCUGCUGCUAAGGGUACCGGGGCUUCAGCCACCACCACCACCACCUCUACUGUGCCAUGUGUAACUAACAAACUGAAAGGCGAGAAGCAGAGAUUCUCUCCCUACUGAGUGCUUAUCUUGGCAUUGCCUCAAGUGUUGGUUUAUUUUGUUUUUCUUUGUUAAUAUUGGUGAGAACCAAACUAUUGUGAGCUUGUGACCAUUUUCUUUUUACUACUUUGGGGGAUAACUGGGUGGGGUGGGCACAGGGGUGACACUUGUUAGGUUUAGGUCUUCACAGCUCAGUGCCUGCUUCAGAGUCUGACUUGUUGAUGGAACUCUUUAUCUAGAGCCACAGUUCUUACUCUAAUUCUGUUACACUUUUUUGUAGCUUUAUUCUGCCUUGCAAUAUAAACAAUGUGUUAGGCUCUGUGUUGAUGAAUAAAAGCUUCUCCCUUAAUCCUUCCUUUUUUUACUUUAAAUCAUUUAAUGGUUAAAGCUGUCAGCUGGCCUUCUUGGUCAAAUCUGUGUUUCUAGUUAUAAUAAAGUUGCCACAGUAAGAA
Messenger RNA from Rattus norvegicus (Norway rat), 2378 nucleotides. The record is from RefSeq and is a predicted model, not a curated record. NCBI's taxonomy places the organism in Eukaryota, Metazoa, Chordata, Mammalia, Rodentia, Muridae.